Molecule: messenger RNA, 1656 nt
Organism: Pelecanus crispus (Dalmatian pelican)
Lineage: Eukaryota; Metazoa; Chordata; Aves; Pelecaniformes; Pelecanidae
Source: RefSeq, a predicted model, not a curated record
ACUCGAAUUUUCAUACAUUUCCAAGUCAGGCCCAAGCAGCUCUCUUUCAAGAUUUUCUAUUAAGAGCAAAUAAGUAUAGCAAACUUCAGAUGCUUGGGGAGUCCUCAGAAAAUGAUAAAAAGCUUAUUCUUAUUGAAGACAUACCUAAUCAGUUCUAUCGAGACCCUAGCAGUCUACAUGAAAUUCUCAGGAGAUUUGUUCGUACAAGCAGAUGUCCCCUUAUAUUUAUAAUAUCAGAUAACUUCAGUGGAGACAGCAACCAGAGGUUACUAUUCCCAAUGGAAAUUCUAGAGGAGUUGUGUAUAUCCAAUAUUAGUUUCAAGCCUGUUGCACCAACAAAUAUGAUGAAAGUUCUUAAUCGAAUAGCUGCAACAGAAGCUAGUAUGAACAGAGAAAAGAAUUAUGCUCUUGAUAGAACUUCUCUGGAGUUGCUUUGCAGAGGUUGUUCAGGUGAUAUAAGAAGUGCAAUAAACAGUCUUCAGUUUUCUUCUAUGAAAGACUGCUCAUUGGAGAAAGAGUUUUGGUCAAGGAAGAAGAGGAGCUCCACACUAAAAUGUGAAGCGGCAGCAGUAUCUAAACUAAGAAAGAAAAGUAAAUCUGAUACUUCAGAAGACCAGGAGAUACAAGCUAUUGGUGGCAAAGAUGCUUCCAUCUUUCUUUUCCAUGCUCUGGGGAAAAUAAUUUACUGCAAAAGAGAACCAGCGUCAGAAUCAGAAUUUCCUCAACUGCCUGCUCACUUAUCAGACUACCGUCGAGACACCUUGCUUAUUCAGCCUGAGGAUAUUGUGGAAAAAUCGCAUAUGUCUGGAAGCAUGUUUAAUUUAUACCUUCACCAGAACUAUGUAGACUUUUUUACUGAUAUAGAUGAUGUAGUAAGAGCCAGUGAAUAUUUGAGCACUGCUGAUGUCCUUUGUAGUAAUUGGAGUACACGGCUUGUGAUGGAAAAAUACAGUGCAUCUGUGGCUACCCGAGGGGUGAUACAUUCAAAUACGUCCAGAGCCUUUGCUCACCACCAAGGAGGGAUGGGGUUCCGGCCUUUACAUAAACCCCAGUGGUUCUUUAUCAAUAAAAAGUAUCAAGAAAACUGCCUUGCUGCAAAAUCUCUCUUUUCAAGCUUCUGCUUACCACCCGAGUGUGUUCAGACAGAGCUACUGCCUUAUCUUGCUAUGUUAGCAAAUCCAAUGAGAAACCAAGCUCAGAUUGCUUUUAUCCAAGAUGUUGGGAGGCUACCGCUGAAAAGACAUUUUGGGAGGUUAAAGCUUGAAACACUUACUGACAAAGAUCCUGGGAUACCAGACUUAUUUGUUAGCUCUGAGGGGGACCGUGCUGAUGUGCAUGCUAUGGAGACAGCUGUACAGAUGGAGAAAACCAGAAUGGAUGAAUCGGAUGGAUUCUCUCUCUCUUCUAGCCAGUGCAGUGGAAGUGAACUCCCUUGCAGUCAGCCUCAGCCUGUUGCAGCUCAAGCAGUCAUGGAGGAAGAUGAAUUAAACAUAGAGGAAUAUGAUAGUGACUGAGUACAACAAAAUAUCAACCACCGACUUGCCUGAAUAGAUUAAUAGGCUACAAAGGCCUUUGCUAAAGAGAGUAUGGUCUGCACAAAAGCACUGCUUUAGCUACUUAGGUGGGCUAGGAGGCCAAGUCUAAACAUGCUGUGUC